AUGAACUCAGUGAAUGAGAAACACCCGGUUCAGAAAGCCUUCCCUUUCAUCGCCUAUGCAUCAUCUUACGGAUCUUGCGAAGAUGAAAAGGCGAGGAAUCGCAUUUUCGUACGAUCGUACGCUGCACAGAAGCGGAUAUAUCCAGGGACAGAUGUUCUCGACGGUCCGAGUCAAAAAAAUCCCAAAGACACCCGGGGUAUCUUGCAAAACGCACGUCGCUCUGUAACGGCCAUGGAUCCAGUACUCUUACCGCUUUCGAGUGCGUUGAGGCCAAAGGAUUCAUCUGGAUACGAAAUUCAGCCCCCAUCGGACCACUGGGAUCGCUUCAACGAGCGCUCCAGACGGCCAGUCAAGGCGAGCCCAAAAAAACCCAACAAGGUCACAAAAGAAUGUAUUUUUCCGCCGGCCGAGAUUGAAUAUCUUGCAAUGGGUGCAAUGGAUCCUUUCCGAACCUACCCGCUUAGGAACUUACCUCAGGGUACUUUCGAAGAAUGCUUCGAUUACAGUACGACCAGCUGCCAGCCUAUCACUGAUUCUCUGAUUCUGAGCGCUCUGUGUAUGGCCAACAAUAGUUCCAGUGGGGACAUAGUCUCCAAAAACGGGGCAUCAUCGUUUAGGCCGCCGCUGCGCCAGCUACAAUGGCUAGACAUAUACGCAACCGCCUCAUUCAACGCUACGUAUCAUAUGGGUCUAUACCACCUGAUCCAGCUCAGAGGAGGUCUCGAGAGCAUUGAACUCCCCGGUCUUGCUACAAUUAUCUCCUUGUAA
Penicillium lagena is the source of this 768-nucleotide messenger RNA. RefSeq lists its product as uncharacterized. The transcript has 2 exons. NCBI's taxonomy places the organism in Eukaryota, Fungi, Ascomycota, Eurotiomycetes, Eurotiales, Aspergillaceae. Bases 1 to 768 code for a protein of 255 amino acids. The record is from RefSeq and is a predicted model, not a curated record.